AGAGACUCCAAACUACUGCUGCUGGUUAAUAAAGAACUGAAUGAUUACAUCAUGAACCACCUGGUCAGCUUUCUGUCCCCAGAGUCAGAACAUGGAGAAAUUCAGUUAUUAUGCUCCAAAUAUCUGGAACAAACUCCCAGCUGUACAUCCAGACCACCACCCUCACCAUCUCCAUGAACUUGAGUGCGUCCGUGGCCCUCGGGAUGCUUUUCAUGCCCAAAGUCUACGUCAUCAUCUUACACCCGGAGCUCAACGUGCAAAAGAGGAAACGCUCCUUCAAGGCCGUCGCCACCGCCGCCACCAUGUCGUCCCGCCUCUCGCACAAAGCCAGCGACCGGCCCAACGGAGAGGCCAAGACCGAGCUGUGUGAGAACCUGAACCCCAACAGUCCGGCAGCAAAGAAGAAAUACGUGAGCUACAACGACCACGAGAUCUGAAGCCAUCGAGCGAGAGACUGAGAAACUGAGAACCAGGAAGAAGAGUAUGUUCCCGCCCUGCCGGCUGAAAACAAGGAAAGGGAGGAGAAGUUUAUGUUGUUUAUUUUUCUGGUAUCAUGUGCUUCAUUGCCCACCGCGGGCUUCCAGGAGCUGAAGCAAAGCCUGCUGGGACUUUCCUCUGGACUUUGAGCACAUUUACAAAGAGAGGCGAGCGAGCGGUUUGUUGUCGAAGGUAAAAAAAUAAAUCAUUGUGUCCGUGAUGCAGAGAAGGAACAUGGCGGACGUCUUCUCUCCGCCGUUGAUGUCAAACGAAGCCUCCUCUCGUCUUUAAACCGACUUCCUGUCCUCCCGAGUGUGGCUCUUUAUGGCUUAUAUGUUCUUUUUGGUUGUUGCUUUAAUUUCCUCUUUACGGUUUCUUUCAAGGCGAUGAUGGUUUGGACGUUGUUGAUGAGUCUAUUUUUGCUCUCUGCUUAUUGGAUGCACAUUGUUUUCUUAUUGAAGCCAUAUUCUCUGCUUUGAGAUUUCGAGGGCUUUGUCGCGCUACCAACAGGAGUCUGAUGUCUGCCACUGAAACGUCUCUGAAAGGCCCUGAAAACACAAAUACAACUCUGAUUAGCACAAGGGUUUUCCAAAGAUCUCUGCAAACCAUCUCUGUUUAAAGUCAGUAAGAAUUGAUGUUGAAACAUCGAUGAAAUUAAACCUUUCUUACUGUUAUUUGGGGACUUCUGUCAACAAUGCUAUUUGUACAAUGAUGUCUAUAGUCAACACUGAUGACUUUAGUCAACAAUGAUGACUUUAGUCAACAAUGAUGACUUUAGUCAACAAUGAUGACUUUAGUCAACAAUGUCUAUAGUCAACAACAAUGUCUAUAGUCAACAAUGUCUAUAGUCAACAACAAUGUCUAUAGUCAACAAUGAUGACUUUAGUAAACAAUGAUGACUUUAGUCAACAAUGUCUAUAGUCAACAACAAUGUCUAUAGUCAACAAUGUCUAUAGUCAACAAUGAUGACUUUAGUCAACAAUGAUGACUUUAGUCAACAAUGAUGACUUUAGUCAACAAUGAUGACUUUAGUCAACAAUGAUGACUUUAGUCAACAAUGAUGACUUUAGUCAACAAUGAUGACUUUAAUCAACAAUGAUGACUUUAGUCAACAAUGAUGACUUUAGUCAACAAUGAUGACUUUAGUCAACAAUGAUGACUUUAGUCAACAAUGAUGACUUUAGUCAACAAUGCAAUUUAUUCGGUUUUUUUAGACAUCUCAACUCAGAAAUAUUACGUAUUACAACUUAAACUCAACGGAGAUUUGAAGCCAUGUUUUCAGGGGCUUUAUCUUUGUGAUUCUGAAUGUGCAUGAGACCGGGAUGCCUCCGAACUUUUAGUGACUCUUUGAUUAAGUGACUGGGAAUGAGAUCUUUGUCUCAAAUACUGUAAUGCCUUUCCAAAAAAAAAAAAAAAAACGUCAGAGAUGUGCUUUCUGUUUAACGUUUCCAAAUAACUGACGUGGGGAAAUCAGAUUCCUUCAGCGGACACGAAGCAACAAAAAAAAGAAAAGGCCCUGGCAUGUUUCUGUUGGAGCUGUUUGAAAUGUUUGUGGUCCCAUGAUGGAAGCCCCCCCCCCCUCUUGUGUGGUCCCUACAUGACGACCUCUCAGUAUUUUGUGAUGAUGACGAUGAUGAAGAUGACCCUUAACUGUGUUGUUAAAGAGCCUCUGGGGGUCCGGACCUCGCUGGAUUCCCGGUGAUUCCCGGUCUGCUGAUCCAACUCAACGUGUUGAUGUCGAGGUUGUCAAUGCAUGCCUGAUAUGUUCGAUGUUGAAUCCGAUUUUAAAAAAAAUAAUAAUAACGAAGUCCUCACAACUCGGUUUGAUUCCACCUGUCUGCUCUGAACUGUACUGUUUUUCAUUUCCUUUCCGUUCCUUUAUUCCACUUUCUCUCACAGCAGAAUAUGGCUUUGAUUGGUUUCUUAUUUUCCUGGAAACUACGGGAAAUGGAGAAAAAAGAUGAAUAUAUAUUUAAAAAAAAAAAAAUACUUGUUUUAAAAAAGCCGGAAGCAUGUAUGUUUUCUACUGUUUGUACUCGGUAUAUUCAUGUUGCCCUUGCUGCUUAUGUGCCAAUGUUGUUGAGAGAUUUACAUUCGGCCACUCAUGCAACUAUUCUGUGGUGUUGUCCAAGAAUGUAUCAACAUGAAAUAAAAAACAUUUGGUUA
Molecule: messenger RNA, 2643 nt
Organism: Gymnodraco acuticeps
Lineage: Eukaryota; Metazoa; Chordata; Actinopteri; Perciformes; Bathydraconidae
Product: metabotropic glutamate receptor 7-like
Exons: 3
Coding region: 111-437 (108 amino acids)
Biological process (GO): G protein-coupled glutamate receptor signaling pathway; regulation of synaptic transmission, glutamatergic
Cellular component (GO): membrane
Molecular function (GO): group III metabotropic glutamate receptor activity
Source: RefSeq, a predicted model, not a curated record